Molecule: messenger RNA, 1575 nt
Organism: Mesorhabditis spiculigera
Lineage: Eukaryota; Metazoa; Nematoda; Chromadorea; Rhabditida; Rhabditidae
Source: the annotation of a GenBank genome assembly
AUGGGCCUCUGCUUCUCACGGGGCUCGCGCUCGCCCGAGCCACAUUUCAACGAUACCACAGGCUCGAACUUUAACCCAAACCCGCAGUCUUUCGUGGUACAUCCCGGGCCAGGAAAUGCACAGUUUGUGCAGCAACAGGAAGACCAUCGAAGUCGCCAUGGGACGAUACAGGACAGCGGAAUGCAAGGCAAAGAAUCCCUGAUAGCCCUCUACGCCUAUGAUUCGCGUGCCGAAGGCGAUCUCUCUUUCAAAAAGGGCGACAUCAUGUACCUACUGGAUCAAAGCAAUGUCGACUGGUGGUACGUGCAGCACGCGCGCAGCAUGCAGACCGGAUACGUCCCGCGAAAUUUUGUGGCCAAGCAGCAGACGAUUGAGAGUGAAGAAUGGUUUGCCGGCAAGAUACCGAGGAACCGUGCUGAGCGGCUGGUGCUUUCACAAAAUCUGCCUAAGGGAACAUUCUUGAUCCGAGAGCGUGAAGCCGAGACCAGGGAAUAUGCGUUAACGAUUCGUGACUCGGACGAUGGACGAGGAGCCGGCACCGUCAAGCACUACAAAAUCAAGCGGCUCGACCACGAUCAAGGCUUCUUCAUCACCACACGCCGCACCUUCAGAACGUUGCGGGAACUCGUCGAAUACUACUCUGAGCUCUGCGACGGUCUCUGCUGUACGCUCACCUUCCCCGCCCCUAGAAUCGCCCCCACCCGCCCGGAUCUCUCGCACGACACCCAGCAAAACUGGGAAAUCCCCCGGAACCAGUUGCAGCUCAAGACCAAGCUGGGCGACGGCAAUUUCGGCGAGGUUUGGUACGGCAAAUGGCGUGGCAUCGUCGAGGUGGCGAUCAAGACGAUGAAGCCCGGCACGAUGAGCCCUGACGCUUUCUUGGGCGAAGCUUCAAUUAUGAAGCAGUGCGACCACCCGAAUCUCGUGAAGCUCUACGCGGUGUGUACACGAGAAGAGCCCUUCUAUAUCAUAACUGAAUUCAUGAGCGGUGGCUCGCUAUUGCACUAUUUGCGCGAUGAGAAGGGCCGUCAAUUGGGCAUUCCAGCUCUCGUGGACAUGGCUGCUCAGAUCGCCAAUGGCAUGAUGUACCUCGAAGAGCGGAAGCUGGUCCAUCGUGACUUGGCGGCUAGAAACGUCUUGGUUGGCGAAAAGAUCUCUGGCGUCCCGGUAGUCAAGGUUGCUGACUUUGGCCUGGCGCGCAAGCUGAUGGAAGAGGAUAUUUAUGAAGCACGCACCGGCGCGAAAUUCCCGAUCAAAUGGACGGCUCCCGAGGCGGCCACCUGUGGCAAUUUCACGGUGAAAAGCGAUGCCUGGUCGUAUGGUAUCCUCAUCUACGAGAUCAUCACCAGAGGACAAGUGCCGUAUCCUGGUAUGCACAACCGCGAGGUGGUGGAACAGGUCGAACUCGGCUACCGUAUGCCGAUGCCACAACGAUGCCCGGAGAAUAUUUACACUGAGGUGAUGCUCAAGUGCUGGGACAAGAACCCCGAGCGACGACCGACCUUCGAAUACCUGCAUCACUACUUCGAAGACUACUUCGUCUCCUCGCAACCCAACUACGUGCCGCCCAGUGUC